CACAACUGUUCCAGACUUGAUGGCCUCACGACCGACCAUCCCGAGCCGAAGCCGCGUGCCCGUGCCAGCGGCGGAGUACUGCCUGCCAUCCCCCGUGAACAACAUUUGCGGAGAGAACGUAUGGAUCACGGCAGGGUUUGCGCUCUUCCUGGUGGUGUUCCUCUUGCUGCCGACGAUCUUUAAGUCGUUGAAGCAAGACGAUCCAAAGCCGUCUCGUGCUACGACGAGUGGAAAGAAGGGUGGUGUUGACGUGCCGAAUCCGUCGAGCCCCGUCGUGUCCACCAAGGCCAAGACGGUGCAACCCCCUCAAGAGAAGACGUCCGCUGGCGAUGACGGUGACGACAGCGACGACCCCAACACGCCCGAGAAAGCAACAACUCAAACGUCCGAAGGCAAAAAAUCCAAGUAAACUCUCAUGUUGUCGUUUGUUAAGUGGUGGUGGCCGUGGCCACCUUUUGUCGCUUCGCUUGCGGACCGUCUGGCUGAGGCUGCUGCUCUGUCUUGACUUCCCCCGCUGCUCCCUUGUUCUCGAGCACGUCCGGCGCAUACUGCAUCGCAUGAUGAUCAACUUGCAUGGUCGUAUGCAUAUUCAGCUAAGAUUGGUA
Molecule: messenger RNA, 605 nt
Organism: Aphanomyces astaci
Lineage: Eukaryota; Oomycota; Saprolegniomycetes; Saprolegniales; Verrucalvaceae
Exons: 1
Coding region: 20-409 (129 amino acids)
Source: RefSeq, a predicted model, not a curated record